Molecule: messenger RNA, 819 nt
Organism: Punica granatum (pomegranate)
Lineage: Eukaryota; Viridiplantae; Streptophyta; Magnoliopsida; Myrtales; Lythraceae
Source: RefSeq, a predicted model, not a curated record
CUUACACUGUCCUUCUUUUGCUCUGUAAGCGAACUCUCACCUCCCGAAACCCUAGCCGCAGCCUCCCCUCCACAGAAAUGCCGCCCAAGUUCGACCCCUCGCAGGUCGUCGACGUCUACGUCCGGGUUACCGGCGGAGAGGUCGGAGCAGCCAGCUCCCUCGCCCCUAAGAUCGGGCCCCUCGGUCUCUCCCCCAAGAAGAUCGGAGAGGACAUCGCCAAGGAGACCGCCAAGGACUGGAAGGGCCUCCGGGUCACCGUCAAGCUCACCGUCCAGAACCGUCAGGCCAAGGUCUCGGUUGUCCCCUCCGCUGCUGCGCUAGUCAUCAAGGCCCUGAAGGAGCCGGAGCGCGACAGGAAGAAGACGAAAAACAUCAAACACAACGGGAACAUCUCCCUGGACGACGUGAUCGAGAUCGCCAGGGUGAUGAGGCCGAGGUCCAUGGCCAAGGAGCUGAGCGGGACCGUGAAGGAGAUCCUGGGCACGUGCGUGUCUGUGGGAUGUACGGUCGACGGCAAAGACCCGAAGGAUCUGCAGCAGGAGAUCACCGAUGGGGAUGUCGAGAUUCCCGAAAAUUGAGUGGCGAAGGAAGGUCAUUUUGGUUCUCAGCUCCAUUUUAUCAGUUUUCUUAUAGUGAAUUUUUUUACCCCCUUUUUUUUUGUUGUAAGUCAUAAGGAUUUUGAUAUGUGGGUUCAAUGUGGACGUGUUGAUCAGCUUAUCAUUUAAGUGGUUUUUUUGGCAUCAAAAUUGAAUCUUUUUCGGAUUAUGAUUGUGAUUAUGGCGACUCGGCUUACGAAAAAACUCGAGCUUGCUUUUGCUU